UUCCCGGGGCGCCCACCCUCUCCUCCUGCCGCCGCUUUCAGCUGCCGGCUGCAGCGCUCCCCAACUUUCACACCUGACCGGGUGCCAAGGCGUCAGGGGCUAUAUAAAGGAAACCCGGAGGAGCUGUUUCCCAGUUACACAGGAGGCGCCCAAGCUCGAGCUAGCCAUGAUCCCAGCCACGCUUCACUUCGGGGGGUUCCUGAUCGCCUGCUUGCUCCUGAAGAGCUGCCUGGCUUUCAAGAACGACGCUACGGAGAUCCUUUACUCGCAAGUCGCCAAAGCCAUCCCGGUCAGAAAUUACAGCUUUUAGAUGAAUCGGCCCGGCAUGGGGGGGCGAAGGCACCCCGGCCACGCGACUGGAUUCGGUAAGGAACAGUCAAGUCGUGUUCAAGUUGGUUGCAGGGAACUGAGAUCAACUAAAUACAUUUCAGAUGGCCAAUGUACCAGUAUAAACCCCCUGAAAGAAUUGGUAUGUGCUGGGGAGUGCCUUCCUUUGCCUGUGUUGCCCAACUGGAUAGGAGGAGGUUACGGAACUAAGUAUUGGAGCAGAAGGAGCUCACAGGAGUGGAGGUGUGUCAACGACAAAACUCGUACCCAAAGGAUUCAGCUUCAAUGUCAAGAUGGAAGCACAAGAACAUACAAAGUAACUGUGGUGACAGCAUGUAAGUGCAAGAGAUACACCAGGCAACACAAUGAAUCCAGCCACAACUUUGAAGGAUCAUCUCAGACAAAGCCCAUACAACACCAUAAAGAGAGGAAAAGAAACACCAAAGCCAUGAAGCAGGCCACAAGUUAGAACUCAACCAUCAGAGUUAUAAAAUUCGAACUCCUCAAUAAUCCACUUCUUUUACAGCUAUUGCUGCCUGAAAACACAACAAAAGCUCGCAGACUUGUCAUUGUUGCUUCUGAACUGGGAGUACUUUGACCAUACUCAGAAGGGCAAUCUGUGCAUAAGGAUCACUCCAGUUAUCAUCCAUAAUUUCAAGAUAAAUAUCCAUCUUUGCUCAUUGAACUCUUAUUUUUCCUGAUUUUUUGGAAACUGAUGUUGCUAUAGACACUCAAACAAAUUUUAUAUUGUAAAGAGUUGCUGUUCUGAGUUUUCAUAAAGUAUAUUUGCAGAUCAACACUUCUCCCAGAGUCCCUACAUAUCACAACUGAAAUGAAUACCUUGCAUUACACUGCAGUCAACCAAAAACACUGGGGAAGCUGAUCCACAGUACUUAUAGUAAACAAGCAAAACAAAAAAAAGCAUGACAGCAGCUGAAAAAGUAAAUCUGAACAAAUGCUAUUUAUUUGUCAAUGUAGUUAUUUAACAAGCUUUUUAUGUGUUUCCUAUUUUAAAGAUGCCUGUUUUAUGUUUCACCACAUUUCCCCCUCCAUACAUCAAAGUAUUUCCCCAUAAUUUGUGAUCAAAGUAGAAUAUACAUUGUGUACAUAAUGUAAAAUAGGUAUUUUAACAGUGCAAUUUGGGUGGGAGGGGGAAGUGCUGAGGAGGCAGCAGACCCCAGCACCUGCAUAAAUGCCACAUGUGCUGGCACAGGGGCACUUAUGUUGGUGUUGGCAAGCUAAAUGGGAGUGCCAUGCAUGGGCACCAGUACAGCCUCAGUGACAGUACUCCUUCAGAGGGCCUUACUUGGGCAAAAUCAGUGGGGCAGCCCAUUGAGGUGCUAGGCCACUUUCAUAGGAGAAGGAACAGCAUUUUCUUCCACUUAUUGUCUGUGGGGAACCAAACAUUGUUGGAGGGUAAUGCGCCGUCCCCAUGCGGUGCAACUCCCCUAGUGCAUAACAGAUCCAUCUUAUUGUACAGUUAUGAUUUUCAACACAAUAUGUUUUGAAAAUUGUUCUGUAAAUACCUUGUAAAAAUGCAUUUGUAUUUUUAAAGUGUGCAGUUCAAAGGUAGACCAUACUUCAUACCAACAUCAUCCUUUUUUAAUAAAAAAAAUUCAACAACA
Sphaerodactylus townsendi is the source of this 1952-nucleotide messenger RNA. RefSeq names its product sclerostin domain containing 1 (gene SOSTDC1). NCBI's taxonomy places the organism in Eukaryota, Metazoa, Chordata, Lepidosauria, Squamata, Sphaerodactylidae. Gene Ontology annotation, molecular function: BMP binding. The record is from RefSeq and is a predicted model, not a curated record. Gene Ontology annotation, biological process: negative regulation of BMP signaling pathway; negative regulation of Wnt signaling pathway.